This is a messenger RNA of Diutina rugosa, 1515 nucleotides long. Its product is annotated as SNG1 family protein. The record is from RefSeq and is a predicted model, not a curated record. The transcript has a single exon. Lineage: Eukaryota; Fungi; Ascomycota; Pichiomycetes; Serinales; Debaryomycetaceae. The coding region runs from base 1 to 1515 and encodes 504 amino acids. Gene Ontology annotation, cellular component: membrane.
AUGACAAUGCUGCUGCCCGAAACAGCAAAUAAGGAGUCCAACACCGCGUCAAACUCAUCAAUCGAGCGGACCGACGACACCCGGAGUUAUCAUGGCGAAGCUAACGAUGCUCACGAUGCCCAGACGGUGGUAUCACACAUGUCGGUGUUGGAACGAGUACAAACCCAGCUUGGGUUCUUCAACCCGCGAAUGAAACAGGUGAGAAGACGCAUUGUCGUCAAGUUCACGCUGAUAUACUUGACGAUGGGGAUCUUGAUGUUAGGGAUCUUUUCGAUAUACUGGGGGUCAAUGAUGCACCGAGACGACCACAUGAAAUACCUUAAGUUCUUGGUGGCGGUGGAAGAUGUCGAAACCAUCGACGGCGUGCCUCCCAUUUUUGGUAACCGAGUAAUUGACGUGGUGACGCUGCCAGAAGCUCGCUAUUAUGGUGAUUGGCAGGUUUAUACCCCACUGAAUUUCAGUGAGAUUCGCCCGAAGCACUCCACCGGCGACACCCAGGCGGACGUGGAGGAAUUGGUUCACAUGCAAAGGUAUUGGGGAGGCCUCUACAUUAAGCAGAACUCCACCCACCGGUUAUAUGAGGCGUUGUUGAAUGCGAAUACUUCCUACGCAGCCGGUAACGAAUCGUGGCGAUUCGUCUACGAAACGGGGCGUGACGUUGAAAAUGUCCCCACGUACAUCGUGCCCAAUAGUCAAAUCAUCGAAGGAAUGGUUUUGGCCCAUCAAAAUGAUAUGAACAGUCAAUUGAUCGAUAUCAUUCGCCAAAAGGGGAAAAACUCAGCAGAGAUUUUGGACAAAGGGUUGCUGGUACUCUCUCAACCACUCGAUUUCGAGUCAUACGACAUGAGACCGUCGACGCAGCCAGUGGUGAUGGCGCCGGCGCAGGUGGGGUUGGUCUAUUUGAUCAUCGUGACGUUCUUCCAGUUCGGCUUUUUCAUCGACUUCCACAAAACAGUGGCGGGCUACCCGAUGAAGAAGCCUCAUUAUUUGCUCUACCGUCUUCUUGGGUCGUUCCUCACCUACUUCUGGCUAUCGCUCAUAUACUCGUUGGUUUCUUUGGCAUUUCAGAUCGACUUCACCAAGGCUUUCGGGCGUGGUGGCUUCCCAGUAUACUGGAUGACGAUGUGGCUCACCAUGUGUGCUCUUGGAGGUAUGAACGAAAUCAUGGCCCACGUUCUCAUAAUGGUGUUCCCGCCUAGUCUUGGGUUCUGGUUGAUCUUUUGGGUCAUUGCUAAUGUGUCGUGCACAUUCACGCCAAUGACUCUCACUGCCAACUUCUACCGCUACGGGUACGCCUUGCCCGUCUAUAAUGCCAAUGAGAUCAUCAAGGUGGUCUUUUUCGACACCUAUAAAGGCCAUAUGGGCCGCAACUACGGGAUUCUCGUGGCGUGGGUGGUGGCGACGAACCUCAUGUUGGCAGUGGUGCUCCCCAUAUUCGGCAAAGUGAUGGGUAAAAAGGGUGCCAAGUUGAGACAACAGGCCGAGAAAGAAGCAGCAAGACAGAAGUCGGUGUAG